AUGGCAAACGCCAACAAGACGAUAUUCGGUAUUCACGAUAUCGAAGGUGUCCAUGAUGGCGCCAUCGUAUCGGAGAAGUUGGGAACAGCCGACGAUCAACAUGAUAUGCUGCGCAUGGGAAAGAUUCAGAAGUUGAGACGUAACUUUGGGUUCUUCUCUAUUUUUGGAUUUUCUAUGAUUUUGCUGAGCACAUGGGAGACCCAACUUGGAACGGCAGCAUUUGGCCUCUUCAAUGGAGGGAGUGCAGGCCUUAUCUAUAUGUACAUCGCUACGGCAUGUGGUUUUUCAACAGUCGUGUUGUCGAUGGCUGAGAUGGGUUCAAUGGCACCUACUGCUGGAGGACAAUACCAUUGGGUUUCCGAAUUCGCCCCCAGGCGUGCUCAACGGUUUCUUAGCUAUGUGGUCGGGUGGCUAUCGGUCCUUGGCUGGCAAACGGGGAGUGCCGCGAGUGCCUUUCUUGCCGGAACUGAAAUUCAGGGGCUGAUCGCCCUCAAUUACCCGGAUACCUACGUCUUCCAGAGAUGGCAUGGGACGCUGCUCACCAUCGCGGUCGCAUCAGUGUGCUGCAUCUUCAAUACGUUCUUCGCACGAAAACUGCCUCUCGUUGAAGGAUGCAUUCUCAUCCUGCAUGUUCUUGGCUUCUUCGCGAUCAUGAUCCCUCUCCUGGUCCUAUCGCCAAGAAGAAAGGCUGAAGCAGUGUUUACCGAUUUCAACGAUAACGGUUGGGGGAGUGUCGGGUUGUCGUGCCUUGUUGGAAUCCUUACACCAACCGUGUCACUCCUUGGAUCCGAUGCCGCCACUCAUAUGUCUGAGGAGCUACAACAUGCAUCAGCGACGCUACCGAAGGCUAUGAUAGCCACGAUAAUAUUCAACGGACUCUUCGGGUUUGGGAUGCUUCUAACGUUCUUGUUCUGCCUUGGCAACAUUGAACAUGUCCUUGCCACCCCGACAGGAUACCCCUUUAUCCAGGUAUUCGCGGACGGAACGCAGUCGAUCGCAGCAGCAACGGGGAUGACUAGCAUCAUGAUCGUCCUCUCCACCUGCUGCUGCAUGACGAAUAUGGCCACUGCGUCACGCCAACUCUUUGCAUUCGCACGAGAUCAUGCGAUCCCAUACCCGGAAAUUUUUUCCACGGUCAAAUGGGAAAUUCCCUUCAACGCCAUUAUAUUCACGCUCGGCGUGACGUCUCUGCUCUCCCUCAUAAACAUCGGUUCGACGGUGGCAUUGAAUCAGAUCAUUUCCUUGGGCGUCAGCGCUCUAAUCUCGUCGUAUAUCGUCUCCAUAUCAUGCGUCUGCUUGAAGCGUCUGCGAAAGCAGGCACUCUUAAAGCGUCACUUCAGUCUGGGCAAAUACGGCCUGCCUCUCAACAUCACAGCGGUCUCGUUCCUCCUGGUUGUAUACAUAUUUUCCUUCUUCCCCGCCGAACCGAAUCCAAGCCCAGAUCAUAUGAAUUGGAGCAUACUGAUCUACGGAUGCGUAAUGAUAUUCUCCCUGGUUUUUUUCUGGGUCAAAGGGAGACACAUAUACGUUGGACCGGUGGAGUACGUCAGGAAGGAUCUGUAACUAUGGAUGUGUUCAUGGUGACUUUUCUGAAGGAUUGGAGGCUUGGUCGAUCUCCCAGAUGGUCAUAAAAUCAUGGUGGCUCCUUGCAAGAUUUAUUGGUUUCAAAAGGGUUGCACCUGUUCAUAGCGAUGCAUCCUGGCUUAUCAGGUUGCCCGCGGAAGUGACGGAUAGUAUGAAGCAUUAGAUAGCCUCGAUGUG
Messenger RNA from Eremomyces bilateralis CBS 781.70, 1761 nucleotides. RefSeq names its product amino acid transporter. Lineage: Eukaryota; Fungi; Ascomycota; Dothideomycetes; Eremomycetales; Eremomycetaceae. The record is from RefSeq and is a predicted model, not a curated record. Gene Ontology annotation, cellular component: membrane. The transcript has 9 exons. Gene Ontology annotation, molecular function: transmembrane transporter activity. Gene Ontology annotation, biological process: transmembrane transport. The coding region runs from base 1 to 1563 and encodes 520 amino acids.